AUGGAGGAUACUUUGAGUGAUACUGAUCGGAGACGACUGGUGGCGGCGGCGUUCGGUGCUCGAGAGAAUGCUUACAGCUCGCCUGGGCAUCCACCUUUCCGCGUCGGCGCUGCCCUACUGACUGUCGAUCUGGAAAUCGUCUCUGGGGCGAGCGUUGACUGCGUCUCCUCAGGCUGCGUGUGCGCGGAGAGGACAGCGAUCGUGAAGGCAGUCAGCGAAGGCAUUCGUACCUUCCGUGCGAUUGCGAUAGUCAGUGACGUCGCAGUGCCGAUCUCUCCCUGUGGGCUCUGCCGUCAAGUCCUUUACGAGUUCUGCCCAUCACAUAUGCCGUGCCUGCUUGUCCCAGGUGAUUACGAUACGCGGCGUGAUCAGGGAGACGCGAGUGGAGGGGUGGAGGUGCGGUCGCUCAGCGACUUGAUUCCGUAUCCUUUCGACCACUAG
Molecule: messenger RNA, 441 nt
Organism: Postia placenta MAD-698-R-SB12
Lineage: Eukaryota; Fungi; Basidiomycota; Agaricomycetes; Polyporales; Adustoporiaceae
Exons: 5
Coding region: 1-441 (146 amino acids)
Cellular component (GO): cytosol
Molecular function (GO): cytidine deaminase activity; zinc ion binding
Source: RefSeq, a predicted model, not a curated record